This is a messenger RNA of Gopherus flavomarginatus (Mexican gopher tortoise), 2493 nucleotides long. RefSeq names its product F-box protein 42 (gene FBXO42). Bases 199 to 2352 code for a protein of 717 amino acids. Gene Ontology annotation, molecular function: protein binding. Lineage: Eukaryota; Metazoa; Chordata; Testudines; Testudinidae. The record is from RefSeq and is a predicted model, not a curated record. The transcript has 10 exons.
UGGAGCCGUGGCGGCUGCGAUGCUGCCGAGCGGAGCGAAGAUGGCGGCGGCCGAGGGCGGCUCGGGCUCCCGGUGCCCGUUGCUCUGAGGGGGGUUGGGCAGCGCGGCCGCGGAGCAGGGCGAAGGGCCCCGGCUCCUGCCUUUACCCGGGCCCGGCAGGGAGCGAGGCGGCGGCGGGGAGCUGUGGAGUGGAAUGCCAUGGCCAGUUCCUCAGACAGCGAAGAUGACAGUUUCAUGGCUGUGGACCCAGAAGAAGCAGUGGUGGAAGGACCAAUGGAGCAAGACGAUGAGCCACGUCCUGAGCUGGAGGUUGAGGAGACCAGGCAUAACCGAUCGAUGUUGGAGCUGCCAGAAGAGGUUUUAGAAUACAUCCUGUCCUUCCUCUCACCAUACCAGGAGCACAAAACCGCUGCCCUUGUCUGCAAACAGUGGUAUCGCCUCAUCAAAGGUGUGGCACAUCAGUGUUAUCAUGGCUUUAUCAAGGCGGUCCAAGAAGGAAAUAUUCAGUGGGAGAGUCGCACGUAUCCCUAUCCUGGAACCCCAAUUACACAGCGCUUCUCACACAGUGCAUGUUACUAUGAUGCUAAUCAGUCAAUGUAUGUGUUUGGUGGCUGCACCCAGAGCAGUUGCAAUGCUGCAUUCAAUGACCUCUGGAGACUUGACCUCAACAGCAAAGAGUGGAUCCGGCCUCUGGCAUCAGGUUCUUAUCCAUCACCUAAGGCUGGGGCCACUUUAGUGGUGUAUAAGGACUUGCUUGUUCUGUUUGGUGGGUGGACGCGGCCAAGCCCCUACCCUCUGCACCAGCCGGAGAGGUUCUUUGAUGAAAUACAUACCUACUCGCCUUCCAAAAAUUGGUGGAACUGCAUAGUGACAACGCACGGCCCCCCUCCCAUGGCAGGCCAUUCCUCUUGUGUAAUAGACGACAAAAUGAUUGUCUUCGGAGGUUCCCUAGGAUCUCGGCAAAUGAGUAAUGACAUCUGGAUUCUGGAUCUCGAGCAGUGGGCUUGGUCCAAGCCAAACAUCUCUGGGCCUACCCCUCACCCGCGUGGCGGCCAGUCUCAGAUCAUAAUAGAUGAUGAAACCAUUUUAAUCCUUGGUGGUUGUGGCGGUCCAAAUGCACUGUUUAAGGAUGCCUGGCUACUGCACAUGCGCACCAGCCCCUGGACAUGGCAGCCAUUGAAAGUGGAAAACGAAGACCAUGGAGCCCCUGAACUAUGGUGCCAUCCCGCGUGCAGGGUGGGACAGUGCGUUGUGGUCUUCAGCCAGGCUCCCAGCGGGAGAGCUCCACUCAGCCCCAGCUUGAACUCUCGCCCAUCUCCUAUCAGUGCCACGCCGCCAGCCCUGGUUCCUGAAACACGGGAAUACCGCUCUCAGUCUCCAGUCAGGAAUGCCGAUGAAGCUCCUUGUGUGAAUGGCCGCUGGGGCACCCUGAGACCCAGAGCACAAAGACAGACACCAUCAGGCUCCCGGGAAGGGAGCCUGUCCCCAUCCAGAGGAGAUGGGUCACCUGUACUGAACGGUGGGAGUUUAUCCCCUGGAGCCGCAGCAGUGGGGGGUGCUUCAUUGGACAGUCCUGUACAGGCCAUAUCGCCCAGCACGCCUUCUGCUGCUGAAGGAUAUGACCUGAAAAUUGGACUUUCCCCGGCGCCGAGACGAGGAUCGCUACCAGAUCAGAAAGAUCUACGCUUAGGGUCUGUAGAUUUGAAUUGGGAUCAGAAACCAGGUUCCGUUAGCUGUCAAAUGGAUGCUGUGGACAAUAGGACAGUUGGUGGAAGCAUGAGAAAUCCCCCAGAGCAGACCAAUGGAAUCCAUACCCCACCUCAUGUCACUAGCUCCCUUCCAGGGGCGGUGUCACCAGGCGCCCUCCGCAGAAGCCUGGAGGCUGUCAAGGCCCUGUCUUCCAAAGGGGCAUCCGGUUCAGCAGCAUUAAGUCCUCCUUUAGUGUCUUCACCAGGAUCUCCUGGUAGCCAGAGUGGGAGCAGUGCCGAGGUGGCACCAGCACCACGUCCAGGCUCUGCCCAAGGGGACAGCCACUCCUUACCUCCCAUCGCUCGUCGCUUGGGCCACCAUCCACCGCAGUCUCUGAAUGUCGGCAAGCCUUUGUAUCAAAGCAUGAACUGCAAACCCAUGCAGAUGUAUGUGCUGGACAUUAAAGACACCAAGGAGAAAGGGCAAGUCAAAUGGAAAGUGUUUAAUAGCAGUUCCGUGGUGGGGCCACCAGAGACCAGCCUACACACCGUAGUGCAAGGCAGGGGGGAACUGAUCAUAUUCGGUGGCCUCAUGGACAAGAAACAGAACGUGAAGUACUAUCCCAAAACAAACGCCUUGUACUUUGUGCGAGCAAAAAGAUAAUGUGGCAGAAGCUGUUCGACCCCUGCCCUCCUGCCCCACCCCCUUUCCGUGGCUUUCUUUUUUUAACCCUUCCUCUGUCACGCAGGCAUUUAAACUGUGAACUAGGGAACGACAAACCAAUAAAAGCCAAACACAAUUGCA